This is a messenger RNA of Culicoides brevitarsis, 725 nucleotides long. RefSeq names its product small ribosomal subunit protein uS4 (gene RpS9). The transcript is spliced from 4 exons. Gene Ontology annotation, cellular component: cytosolic small ribosomal subunit. Gene Ontology annotation, molecular function: rRNA binding; structural constituent of ribosome. Gene Ontology annotation, biological process: translation; ribosomal small subunit biogenesis. Lineage: Eukaryota; Metazoa; Arthropoda; Insecta; Diptera; Ceratopogonidae. The record is from RefSeq and is a predicted model, not a curated record. The coding region runs from base 78 to 662 and encodes 194 amino acids.
ACUAAACCGAGGAUGCUUGCCAAACAUAACUCUCUCUUUUUGAUUUUUCAACUCGUGGUGUGUGAAACCGCAGAAAGAUGGUAAAUCAUCGGGUUCCGUCAGUAUUUUCGAAGACGUACGUCACCCCUCGUCGUCCAUAUGAGAAACCACGUUUGGAUGCUGAAUUAAAAGUCAUCGGACAAUUCGGUCUCCGUAACAAGCGUGAAGUAUGGCGUGUCAAAUACAGUUUGGCUAAAAUCCGCAAGGCUGCCCGUGAAUUGUUAACUCUCGAAGAGAAGGAUGAAAAAAGAUUGUUCCAAGGUAAUGCCCUCUUACGUAGAUUGGUGCGUAUUGGCGUAUUGGAUGAGUCCCGCAUGAAGCUCGAUUACGUUCUUGGUUUGAAAAUCGAGGAUUUCCUUGAACGCCGUCUUCAAACUCAAGUUUUUAAACUUGGUUUGGCCAAGUCUUAUCAUCAUGCUCGUGUUUUGAUCCGUCAAAGACAUAUCCGGGUUCGCAAACAAGUUGUCAAUAUUCCAUCUUAUGUAGUCCGUUUGGAUUCGCAGAAACAUAUUGACUUCUCUUUGAAAUCACCCUUCGGUGGUGGCCGUCCUGGUCGUGUCAAGAGAAAGAACCUCAAGAAGGGACAAAGCGGCGGCGGUGCAGCUGAAGAAGAAGAGGAUUAAAUGAAAACUUGAAAUGUCAAUGUUAAUAUUUUGGAAAUAAAACAUUGAUUAAUGAAACAAGAA